UAAAAUUCCCCCGUGAGAGGAAAGGGCCCAGGGCCCGAUGAGUCUACGAGGGCGUAGAUGCGUCGUCCAGCGAAGAGCAGAAGACUCGACGGGCAAACCGAGACGCCUCUCGUGCGCAUGCGCAUACGCGCGCUACCAGACAGAAAACCAGCGAGGAAGAACGACCGUGAGGAACGGGACGGAGUCGUCGGGCAACCAGCAUCUAUCCAGUCAAGCCAGUCGACCGGUCAGACAAUCAGCCAAUCAGGCGUCACGCGAGUAGACCGGUGCCGAGGUGGCGAGCUCUCGUCUGGCAGUCAGUGCCCGACCAGCGUUCUCGGCGUUGCGAUCACUCGACCCCGGCGUCCUCGUUGAGCGCAUUUGCCGUGUACAUGCGCGCGUAAAACACUCCGCGAGUUCACCGACACGUACAAUGACAUCCCGGCGUCGGGAUAGUGCGUAUGUUGCUCUGAUACGAACAGGAGGGUCUCGUUGACCAUCGCGAGACCUGGUAACACGAGGGACUCAGUCACAGUCGCGUUAAUCCAGUGUCGACGAACCGCGAUCCUCCUGCUCGCGCGUGAUCGUGUGUGUGACCGUGCGAUGAAAGAAACGAGCCUGCCACUGGAUUAAGGCGCCCCGUAACCGCGACAAGCUACGCCAUGGCGCCCCCAGACAGGCAUAGAUCGCCGAGGCCUGGCUCCGGACUCAGCCUCUCCGUGCUCGAUCUUGCACAGAUCCGAGCGCUGGUGGAGUCGACGGGGAUGCUAGGCGGCUCGACCUGCCCGUCCUGCGAGAUGCCGUUCGACAAAGGGAAGAAACGCAGGCUGAUCGACUCCUGCGGCCACGAGCGUUGCUAUUCCUGCCUGUUCCGCAGCGAGGCCUGUCCGCUCUGUCUGCACGCCGACUUCAACGACGACGACGGCCUGGAGGGACCCUUCAGGGACGGGUUCACCGGCUCCUCCGGACCCAUGUCCAUCCUCGCGCCCACGGAUGGCUGGAUCGAUGAGUCAUCGACGGUGAACUCUCUCUGCGGCAGCCCCAGACCGCGUACGAAAGUCACCACGAGAGCCAAUCUUCCGUCACGAAUCAUGCACCAACGAGAGACGGACGGAAGUAUCACUUCCAUGGCGAAGGGUCUGAAGAACAAACCACCGGCGCAGCCGGAGUCUUCGGCGUCUCACGGACGACAGAAGCUACAAAUGAUGACGCAAAGUUGUCCAACCCCACCGAAUCAAAGGAAGAGGUUCUUCCUGAAUCCAAAGGUCCUCAGGAGUUCGUUCGUCACGCAAAGGUCGUCCAGGCGAGGAGCCUCGUCUCCGGAGCCAGUUGCAAACGACAAUCCAUCCGCAUUAUCAGACGAUGAAGGCGGUUGCGUGAAGCCUCUGUCCUCGAAGACGCGAAAGUCGUCGCAGUCGGACCUCUACAUGAGGCUAGGUCUCCUCUUGGGCGCUAAUCACGCGCGAACCAACAGCAACGUGGACACCACGGAUUUACCCGGUGUUCCACAUCGUUCCGGUACCAGCGGGUGUCAGUCCAGGGUGCCCAUCCAAGGCCACGACAGCUCGGCGGCCUCCUUCAGCAGCCUCACCAGCUUCGAGACGCAAACACUCGCUUCGACAAACACCAGCCCCGUCUCCACGUUGACCGGCACUUCGAGCGAAGCAGAGGCCGCUGCCGCGUUACGGUGCCCCAUAAAACCCAAAACGAAGGUCAAAGGGAAGAGCAAAUCCAGAGACUGCGACAGCGCCGGAAGCCUAGCCUCGAUCUCCACGUCGGUGUCCGCCUCCACGUCCAUGUCGAUGUCCAUGUCCGUGUCCGUCUCGGGCCUGUCGAACGGCAGCUCGAGCCCCCUAACUCCCAGAAGACAUUCCGUCAACGCCUCGCAGGCUGGCCAAUCCGACGAGCUUGGCCAGUUCAAGAAUAGACGGUCCUGCGCCAGAAGAUCCGCCAGAGCUGGAAACGUCAAGGGGGCCGUCGAUGCAAAAUUGCGUUUCAUGCAACACCACGCGACGCAGCUGACCCUGAAACCGUUGUUCUUCGAGGUACCUCUUCUAGAAACAGAUCCCCUUUUCACCGGUCGUCAGUGGUUGCUGCACGAAGUAGAAUCCGUGGUGAACGGUUCCAGUCCGGGUGUUCUGAUUUCCGGCUCGCCAGGAACCGGAAAGACCGCACUGGUUCUGCAACUGGUGGAGCACAGUUGCUUUGGACGAAGGAGGGAGCAACUUCUUCCAUCGGAGAUCAGCGAGGAACCCGAGGAGAAAGAAAAGACUGGCUGCACCCCGGCGUUACACGUCAGCAUCCGUAACACGAACGAAAAGGUUCGAGAGCUGGCGUCCCACGUCGUAGCGUAUCAUUUCUGCCAAGCGGACAACAACAGUACCUGCCUGGUGCCCGAUCUGAUUCAUUCGUUGGCCGCCCAGCUUUGUCAAGCUCCGCAGCUCAUCUCCUACAGGGAGUACUUGCUCUCCGAACCUCACAUUCAAGGCUCCCUGUCGCAACGAGAGUGCACCGUGGAUCCUGACCUCGCGCUCUCGAGGGGCAUCAUCGAGCCUCUGUCGACGUUAAAAAAGACGAAUAGACUGCCUGAGACUAAUAUGGUGAUACUAAUUGACGCCGUCUGCGAGGCAGAGUACCACAGACCGGACAGAGGCGACACAAUAGCAUCCUUCCUGACGAGGCACGCGCCGAACUUCCCCAGUUGGCUGAAGAUCAUCUGUACAGUGCGAACGCAGCUGCUGGAGUGCGCCAAGCAACUACCCUACACGAGAGUCUCGUUGGACAGGAUGUCGAACGACACCACCGGAAGCAACGUCUCGAAGGACUUGUCCGAUUACAUCGGUUACAGGCUGGCCCAGAGCCCGGCGAUCCAGACGAACGUAACCGCGUCUGUGAACGGAAAGGCGGAAUCGUCGUGCAGUGCGAAUCAGACACGAUUCGCCUCGCAUCUGCUCUCGUUGGCUAGAGGCAGCUUUCUCUUCGCGAAGCUGACGCUUGAUCUUAUCGAGAGCGGGCACUUAGUAGCUAAAUCUGCGAGCUACAAGGUACUGCCGGUGUCCCUGGCGCAGAUUUUCCAGCUCCACUUCAAUUUAAGAUUCCCCACCGCAACCUCCUUCGACAAGGUCCAACCGUUGUUGGGCGUUUGUCUGGCUGCCCUUUACCCUCUCACUCUCCCGGAGAUCUUCUAUUCCGUCAACUCCCUGAAUACGGACCGCUUCGUUUCGUGGGAGGAUUUUCUGCAGAGAUUCAAAAUGCUCUCUGGAUUCCUCGUGAAACGGCUGGACAACACGUACAUGUUCUUCCAUCCGUCGUUCAGGGAGUGGUUGAUGCGAAGGGAUGAGGGAGAAUCGACCAAGUUCCUCUGCGAUCUGAGGCUCGGUCACGCAGCCAUCGCGUACAGGCUGUCCCGCCUUCAGGCACCGUUAGACGGCGAUAAAGCACUGGAACUGGGUCAUCACAUAUUGAAGGCGCACGUCUACAGAGGCGUCGCUCCGUGCUGGCCUUCACGCGAUUUGCAGGCCAUAUGGUUGACGUCGUCCACGGAAUGCGUCUCGUCCGCGUUGUGCACCCUUCGAAACAUCUACAGUCCGAACGUCAAGGUAUCGAGAUUGCUUUUGCUGGCGGGAGCGUCUCCGAACCACAUCACCGAGUACCUGGGCAACGCCCCGGCCCUUUGCAUGUACGCUCACGAGGGCUCGGUCGAAAUGGUGUCGUUGUUAUUGGAAUUCGGUGCUGACGUCGAGCUGACGAACAGCCAGGGUUGCACUGCCCUGUCUUUGGCGGCUGCCCGCGGCCAUUGCGACGUAGUCAGAAGGUUGGCCGCCGCUGGAGCGUCGUUGGGCCACACAGACAUGGCUGGACAGUGUCCUCUCGUUCACGCCGCGAGGCACGGGAGACUAUCCGUGGUCGGCUAUCUCCUGGCCUGCGACUGGCUCGUUCCAAACGGUGAAAUCGAGCCUGACAACUCUCAGGACAUAAGCAGAGAGGAAGCUGCCCAACAGGCUGUGGUAGCUGCUUCCGCUCAGGGCCACGAGUCCAUCGUAGAGUACCUAUUGGACAUGGCGGAGGUGAUCGUGGAUCGUCCCGACACUCUGAUAGGCGAAACAGCUUUGACGAUCACGGCUGCAAAUGGCUCCACGUCCACAGUUUCCGCUCUGUUGGCGCGUGGAGCGAGUCCAACAGCCGUGAAUGCAAAGGGACUCUCUCCUCUGAUAUUAGCAGCGAAAGAAGGGCACUGGGGCACCGCAGAAAGACUCCUACAAGGAACCCUAUCCAGUAGCACGGAUACUAUCUUGGACGAUGCGGUGACGCUUCUGGAUCAACGAGACCCUGCUGGACGUACUGCGUUGAUGCUGGCAGCCUCCGAAGGCCACACGAAUUUGAUCGAACUGUUCCUCGACAAGGGAUCUAUACUGGAGAGCAGGGACAAGGAAGGACUCACUGCUCUCUGCUGGGCUUGCGUGAGAGGAAGGUUGACUGCUGUGCAGAAUUUCAUUGAUCGCGGUGCGGAUGUCAACACCAGCGACAACACUGGCAGGACUCCUUUGGAUUUAGCCGCGUUCCAGGGCAAUCCGAAGCUCGUGCAACUGUUGCUCGAGAAAGGAGCAGCGGUCGAGCACGUCGAUCUGCACGGAAUGCGACCUUUGGAUCGAGCCAUCGGGUGUCGAAACAUACCGGUGGUGCAGUGCUUCCUCCGUCGCGGGGCGAAGUUGGGACCAGCCACCUGGGCGAUGGCGGCCGGGAAGCCCGACGUUCUUCUGAUACUCUUGAACAAACUGCUCGAGGACGGUAACGUGCUGUACCGGAAGAACAGAUUGAAGGAGGCGUCGCAUAGGUACGCCUACGCCCUUAGGAAAUUCCCGGCAUCGCCCGAGGAGGACUGCCAGGGACAAGAGCAGGGUCACGUGAUGCUGCAACUGCAGACGUUUGCGCAACUACGGCUCAAUUUCUUGCUCAAUCUCAGUCGAUGCAAGCGCAAGAUGAAUGAAUGUGCGGAAGCAAUCGAGCUCGCAGACGAGGCUCUGAAGGUUCGCCCGGUGUCUUACGAGGCUUUCUACGCCAGGGCGAAAGCGCGAGUCGACUCAGGAUUGUUGGAAGACGCCCUGUCCGACGUCCACGAGGCUCUUCAGAUGGCGCCGCCGCAGAAUCGACAGGAUCGACGCGUGCUCGUCGCCCUGAGGGACGAAAUAGUCUCUCGGCUGGACGACGUCGAGAUCACCAAGGGAUGCGACGACUCCGUCAGCAGAUCCCGGCUUCGAGCGUCGGUCGAUACUCUCACCGAGUUGUAACGUUACUGUUUCACUCGCAAAAGACACAAACUUUUCUAAGACAACCCCUUUUUAUCGGGGGAAUAGUCGCCAUUGUUUACGAUGGUCUUCGAACGUUCCCGACGAGCUUCGAUUCGUUGCCGUCGAUAUUUAAGUUAGGACGUCGAUUCCGAUCGACGUUAAGUGGCCUUGAGAUUGGAUCUAAGCUGUCCUGGAGCAACGUUCAAUAACCGAAUCUGAACGAAAGUGUCCUGUUGACUAUAGCGUCGAAAGAAAUUCCUUUCCUUGCGUCUUCUGCA
Messenger RNA from Colletes gigas, 5545 nucleotides. RefSeq names its product protein TANC2 (gene rols). Bases 642 to 5267 code for a protein of 1541 amino acids. Gene Ontology annotation, molecular function: protein binding. The record is from RefSeq and is a predicted model, not a curated record. Lineage: Eukaryota; Metazoa; Arthropoda; Insecta; Hymenoptera; Colletidae. The transcript has 15 exons.